CGCUGCAAUGUAACGGACGGAGGAAGCGCUCGGAGACAAUGUAACCGACUUCCGAGUCUUUGCUCUGGCUCCGGAGGUUGCUUCCGACCAGGAGCAUGGAGAGAGUGGGAAGCUCCGGAGUUUCCAAAUGGGACAUCCGAAACAAAAUUUGGGAUUAUAUGGAAGCCAAUAACCUGGCUGAUUUUCCAAGACCAGUUCACCAUCGGAUUCCCAAUUUCAAGGGGUCUUUCCAAGCGGGUGUGUCCAUCAAAAGCUGGGAUGGGUUUGGUCAAGCCAGGGAGGUGAAGGUGGACCCAGACAAACCUCUGGAGGGGAUCCGUCUGUCCAUGCUCCAGGCCAGGAAAACCCUCCUGGUGCCCACCCCACGUUUGCGUGCUGGGCUGUUCAACAGAAUUGUGCCUCCUCCCGGGGCCACUAAGGAAACACUAAGAAAAUGUGCUACCUCCCAAGGUGUCAGAGAUUAUAGUGUCCCUGUAGGACUAGAUGCAAAAGUCCAUGUGGACCUGGUUGUGGUGGGAUCCGUGGCUGUCUCUGAGAAAGGCUGGCGGAUCGGGAAAGGAGAAGGCUUCGCGGACAUGGAAUAUGCCAUGAUGGCUUCCAUGGGAGCAGUAGGGCAGAAGACAACGGUCAUCACAGCAGUCCAUGAUUGUCAGGUAGUGGAUAUUCCAGAAGAGCUUCUCGAUGACCAUGAUCUAACUGUGGAUUAUAUCCUUACCCCAACAAGGAUCAUCAAGACCGAAUGCAAGAGGCCGAAACCUUGGGGAAUCAUGUGGCACAAAAUCAGCCAGGAAACUCUGAAGAAAAUCCCAGUCCUCAAGAUUCUUCAUGGGAGAGAGAAACUGGAAGGCAAAGAUGUUCUCCUCAAAGAUGAACCGCCCGAUACUUCGACCAUGGGAAAGACCCCAAGAGGAGCCAAUGAGAACUUUCCAGAAGGCAGUAGGCCGCAAGCGGAGGCCAGCUUGGCCCAACCAAGGAGAGAAGGAGAGGCUUUAUCAGAUGAACGAGGCCACCUCGGGGCUCCUGCCACUGUCUACGUGGGCAACAUCUCCUCUGGGACCAGGGUGAGUGACUUAAAGGAGGCCCUCAAAAUACACCAUGUGACUCCAUCACGGCUCUCCUGGCGAGGUGCACAACAUCAAGCGUUCCUCAGCUACAGUGACCCAUCCAAGGCUGAAGAGGCCAUUACAGCCUUACAAGGCUUAUCUCUCCAAGGGCGUCCACUGAGGGUCGAAUGGGCCAGGAACCAACAGGGAAAAAUGGCACUGAGACCACGAUAAUGGAGAAGGACCUGCUGAAGGAGCUUUCCAUUUGAUGGUAAAAUGGCAGCCAUCCAAGGGGUUGACCCUUUGCUGAGGUGGCCUACUGGAGAUGAGGAUGGGAUAACCUGGAGGGUUCGGUUAUUUAUCUGACAGCAAUUAUCUUGGCCUUUUGAUGGUUUCCACACCAGAUUUACAGAUUAACAGAGUUGGAAGGGACCUUGUAGGUCAUCUAGUCCAAACCCCUGCCCAAGCAGGAGACCUACACCAUUUCUGACAAAUAGCAGUCCAAUCUUUUCUUG
This is a messenger RNA of Notechis scutatus (mainland tiger snake), 1558 nucleotides long. It is a transcript of the gene MTHFSD, whose product is annotated as methenyltetrahydrofolate synthetase domain containing. Gene Ontology annotation, cellular component: cytoplasm. NCBI's taxonomy places the organism in Eukaryota, Metazoa, Chordata, Lepidosauria, Squamata, Elapidae. Gene Ontology annotation, molecular function: RNA binding. The record is from RefSeq and is a predicted model, not a curated record.